Molecule: messenger RNA, 2535 nt
Organism: Schistocerca nitens (vagrant locust)
Lineage: Eukaryota; Metazoa; Arthropoda; Insecta; Orthoptera; Acrididae
Product: spidroin-2-like
Exons: 8
Coding region: 1-2535 (844 amino acids)
Source: RefSeq, a predicted model, not a curated record
AUGCCGCCGACGCGCGAGCACCACCGGCGUCACAGCCUCUCCCACACCGCGAUGCCGUCGCUACCGCUGCUGCCGCUGCUCAGCCUGCUGCUGCUGCUGCUGCUGCUGGUGGCAGCCGCCGCUAGCCAGGAGGCGGGCUCGUCCGCCCCUAGCAACGCCGCCCCCGAGGAGCCGCAGGACUCAGCGGCCUCCGCAUCCUCCGCCUCCGGCUCCGCUUCCUCGUCGCCCCCCGCCUCUCAGCCGCCUACGGCUGCCCCCGAAUCUGCAGAAAGAACGGCGGAACCGAAGUUGGGCGUAGACGAGGAGGAGGCGGACCGCCUGCGCGCUGCGUUUGGCUACGGCGGAGGCGGCGCUGCGGGGGAGACGACGCACGGCGUGGGAUACGGACACCACCUGCAUCCGUUCUACUACAAUAACAACGAGGAUUCUCUGCUGUACCAGUGCGCGUUGCAAGGUGAAUGGAAGCCCAUCGUGAGCAGCAAGCCGCUGGAGGAGCACUUGUCGACGCACGUGGAGCUGCCCUUGCCCGCCGCCCCCCACGUGCACCUACCGGCGCUGGGCGACGAAGCGAGUCUGCUGUUUACGCCACCCCUGCCGCCGCCGCCGCCGCCGCCACCGCUGCUGUCUCUGCCGCCGCCGCAGCACCACGUGCACCGACCGCCGCCCUUCAGGCCGGGCCCACGGCCCGGAAAAUUCAGUGGCAGCAGGCUGAGGCGACCGCCCUUCAUCCCGCUGAGAAGGCCUCCUCUGGGCGAGCACAUCCAUCACCAUCAUCCGCCACCGCACAAGAGACCACCCCCGCUACCGCUGUCCGCCUCCUUCAACGAUGUCGCUGGUGCCGGCCACGUGCUAAGGGACAGCUAUGGCAACGUCAUCAAGGACUCUUACAAAGGUGGCCACUACAAGGAAGGGGGCGGCCACUUCAAGGACGGUUAUCACAAGGAGCCGCACGGCCACGUCGUGUUCAAGGACUUGCACUUUAAAGGCGAAGGCGGUGGCGGUGGUGGAGGCGGCGGUGGCGGGGGCUACGGAUUCGGAGGACCUGGAUUCAAGGACGGGUUCGCUGGUGGCCACAAGUUCAACGGCGUCGGUUUCAAAGAUGGCUUUGGGGGCGGACUACAUUUCAAGGACACACACAUCAAAGACUCGUAUACUGGCUACGGGUUCAAAGACGGUUUUGGGAGUGGUCAGUUAGAUUUCGGGAACACUUUGGGCGAUCUCUCACUAAUUAAAGACGGUUUAGGCAACGGCGGCGGCGGUUUUCAGCAAGACUCGUACUUCAGUGGUGGAGGGGGUGGUGGAUACAGUGACGGAGGACUCAAAGAUACGGCUCUGAAUGAAGAGUUCAACAGUGUGGGAUUGCAAGGCAACUACGAUGGUCAGAUUUUGAAAGACUUGGGUGGAGGAGACGCCGCUUACGGUGGCCAGCUCGGAUUGUCGAUCGACUCUGGUUCCGUUGACGGUCACAACAAUGUCGGUGGUAGUAGCGGCGGGUACAGUGAUUUGAACGCAGUAGAUCCCGCUGUUGCAGGGUUGGUGGAUAUAGUGCUGAAAGGUGGCGUAGGGGGUGAGGGCAACAUCGAUCCUUCCAGUUACCAGGUGCUCCCGCAGGAUGUGGGAGGAGCGUCUGGAGGCUCGUCUGAUAUGUACGGAAAUGGAGGAGGUGGUAGUGUCGGUGUUGGUGUUGGUGGUGGUGGUCACAGCAUUGACAGCGGGUUCGGCAUCACGUCUGGAGCAGCUGGAGGAUACAGUGGAGGAGGCACUGUGGCGGACACAUACGGCAGUGGAGGAGUUGCUGGCGGUAACGGAAUAGGGUUUAGUUUUGGCGCGUCUGGUGGUGGGGGCUAUGGCGCAGGAGGAGCUGUGGCGGAUGCUUUCGGGAGUGCAGGUAUUUCUGCUGUCUCGGCCACUGGACACAGUAUCGCAGGUGGUGCGGGAGGCAACGGCUACGGAAACGCAGACAUGUACGGCAGCGGCGGCGGACUGGCAGACAACGUGGUGCUGGUGCAGGACUCAGCCGCUGCCGCCCUGCUCGGGGGCGGAGGGCACGGGGGCGGCGGCCUGCCGGCUGGCGGCCUCGCGGGCAGCGCCCUCACCACUGGCGGCUUCGGGGGCGGCGGUUACGCUGCAGGUGGACUGGGCCUCGGAGACGGACACAUCGUGACGUCACACGACGUCUCGGCGCACCACCAGCUAGGGCCGCUCUCCUGCACGGCCUCCAGCCACUACCAGGUGCAAGACCACUCGCUCGCGGACGAGGAGCCGGUGCUGGUGGGCUCUGCGUCCACAGUGCCACUGGAGGCGCUGCCUCUGGUGGCGCGGAACGGCGCCGGGCCCGACAGCAAGCCCACCGCGGACGUGGAGGCGGCGCCAGCGCAGGCCGUCGCGGAUGCUGGAGGGGAGGCGCCUCGAGCUUUCCUGACGCCGCCUCCCGCGGGGGCGGCAGCCUGGUCUCGCAGGGCGCGUGCUCCGCCCCCGGGAGCCAACGCUGGCCGCAGUCGGCUCAUCGCCAUGCCUCGCCCCCGAGGCUUCUAG